Marmota monax (woodchuck) is the source of this 1344-nucleotide messenger RNA. RefSeq names its product sperm motility kinase 2A-like. Gene Ontology annotation, molecular function: protein serine/threonine kinase activity; ATP binding; tau-protein kinase activity. Gene Ontology annotation, biological process: protein phosphorylation; intracellular signal transduction; microtubule cytoskeleton organization. The record is from RefSeq and is a predicted model, not a curated record. Gene Ontology annotation, cellular component: cytoplasm. The transcript has a single exon. The coding region runs from base 1 to 1344 and encodes 447 amino acids. Lineage: Eukaryota; Metazoa; Chordata; Mammalia; Rodentia; Sciuridae.
AUGCAUAGCCAGAGCAGUGAGAGUAGUGUUGUGUUGCAGGGGCCCAGGUCCUGCCAGAAGGCAGUCCUGAGGGACCAGUAUGAGGUCCUGAGGGACAUUGGGUUUGGCGGGUUUGGCAAGAUCAAACUAGCCCGCCAUCGCCUGACUGGGGUAGAGGUGGCCAUCAAAGUCCUGCGGAAGAAAAGGCAGAACUUCCUGGUCCUCUCCGAACCAGAGAUGAUGAGGAGCCUGGAGCAUCCCAAUGUAAUCCAGUUAUUGCAGGUUGCUGAGACCCACAGAAAUAUCUACAUGGUGAUGGAACACGCAGGUGGGGGUCUGCUACUGGACCACGUGCCACAGGGUGGCAUGCAGGAGGAAGAGGCCCGCAGACUUUUCCAGCAGGUAGUGAGUGCCGUGAGCUACUGCCACGACAAGGGCAUCAUGCACCGAGACCUGAAGCCAGAGAACAUCAUGGUGGAUGCCAGAAGCCACGCCAGACUUAUCGACUUUGGCUUCAGUGCCAGGUUCACGCCUGGGCAGAGGCUGUGCCAGUUCUGGGGCACUCUCUCAUACUUUGCCCCCGAAAUUAUCCUGAGGCAAGAGUAUGAGGGCCCCCAAGUGGACAUCUGGAGCCUGGGUGUCAUUCUGCAUUUUAUGUUGACAGGGAGGUGCCCAUUUGGUGGCAACACCUCUAAGGAGAUGCUGAGUCAGAUCACACUGGCAACCUACCACGACCCUCCCUGUGUUUCCCUGGCAGCGCAAAUGCUCAUCCGCCAAAUGCUGACCCUGGACCCCCAGAAGCGGCCCACAGCCAAGCAGAUCCUUCAGCACCCAUGGCUGACACAGGGUAAGCAGGAUUUACCCCAUGAUUAUAGUAAGCCAAUCCCCAUACGCCCAGACCCUGAAAUACUGACCACCAUGUUUGAUAUGGGUUAUGAUCUGCGCAAGACCUGGGUGUCCCUGGCCAAGAGAAAGUUCAAUGCGGCCAUGGCUACCUACCUCCUGCUCCAGCACCAGAAAAGCCAGGAGGCAGGCUGCAUGUUCCAGGGGAAGCCUGUGCCUCCCAGGGUGAAGCCUCGCCCACAUCCUGUGGAUCUUUCCCAUUCCCCUGUGCUCCCAAAGAGGAGCCCCAGCGAGCCUGCCCUGAGCACCUUCCCCUUGCCCUGUGAGCCUCAGCUGCCUGAGGGCGCCAGACAGGCAGGGCAGAAGCACAUCAGGAGUGCCAGUGAGCCUGCUCUCCAUCUCCAUUUGCAGCCAGCAGGGGCCUCCAUACCUGAUGUAGGCCCUCAGCUGGACUCUGGGCAACCCCAGGCCCACAGAAGGCUCUUGAGGUGGGUUGACAGGAGGAUUGCUACCUGUGUCUGA